AUGCAAGACCCUACCCUUACCUUGCCUCGAAUCAUUUGCCUUCAUGGAGGUGGCACAAAUGCUCGAAUUUUUCGCAUGCAAUGUCGCGUCUUAGAAAGUACACUUCGCUCGGUCUUCCGUCUGGUCUAUGCUGAAGCACCCUUCCCAUCACAGCCCGGCUCAGACGUCACAUCGGUUUACAAGAAUCACGGCCCCUUCAAAUCAUGGUUACGGAUCACAUCUUCUGACAUUGCUCACGAGCCACAUCAUAUUAUUGAAUCUAUCAACACAGCAAUCGCAACGGCGAUGUAUGCAGAUUCAGAGUCUGGUGCAACAGGCGAAUGGGUAGCUUUACUAGGUUUCAGUCAAGGAGCCAAACUAGCUGCUAGCAUUCUUUAUGCCCAACAAUCUAUGCAGCAGCGUGCAGGUGCAAAUACUGUGAUCUGGCCAAACUUUCGGUUUGCCAUUCUGAUGGCUGGUCUGGGACCUUUAGUCUGGCUUCUUCCAACGAGAAGUGAUAUUUGCUCAUCCGUGUCAAUAUCAGCUGGUCUCGUUGAUGCUGCUUGUCCAUCAGUCGGUAUUGAUGAGCCUACUAUUCCGCUUGACUCGGAUGACCAUAUACUACGGAUUCCUACGCUACAUGUUCAUGGAUUACAGGAUCCGGGUUUGAGAAGCCAUCGCGCACUGUUGAAUAACUAUUUUGAGGAAAGUUUAGUGUCGCUGGUUGAGUGGGAGGGUGAGCAUAGGAUACCAAUCAAGCGAAUGGAUGUGGAUACCGUUGUGCAGGAGAUUUAUAGUUUGGCGAAGCUCACUGGCGUGCUAGACAUGUGGUGA
This is a messenger RNA of Penicillium verhagenii, 813 nucleotides long. RefSeq lists its product as uncharacterized. Gene Ontology annotation, cellular component: nucleus; cytoplasm. Gene Ontology annotation, biological process: secondary metabolite biosynthetic process. The transcript has a single exon. NCBI's taxonomy places the organism in Eukaryota, Fungi, Ascomycota, Eurotiomycetes, Eurotiales, Aspergillaceae. Bases 1 to 813 code for a protein of 270 amino acids. The record is from RefSeq and is a predicted model, not a curated record.